AUGUACGUCGACAUGCGCCGCAAGAUGCCCACAAUCGCCUACGCGCAGAUGCAAAACAACUGUCUCGAGGUGGAGUACCAGCACCUCCACGGCGACAUUAGCACCGCGCUGGACAGCUUCGGCGCGCGUGUCUUUGGCGGGCCGCAUGAGGCAGCGAAUGUGUGGUUCGGCACGCCGGCGUCGGUGUCCUCGAUGCACCAGGACUGGGUGGAGAACCUCUAUGCGGUGGUGCGCGGCGUGAAGGAGUUCCUGCUCGUCGCCCCGUGGGAGGGUGUCUUCGUGCCGAAGCCCGAGCUCCCCUCCGCCGCAUUUGCCGUUCAGCAGGAGCAGGAGAGCGGUGAUUAUGUCUUCAACAAGGCGCCGGUGCGUGACGGCACAACAGUGCCGUGGAUGGACGUGGAGUUUACGCCCGCCGCGAUCGACGACGCCUCACUCAUGACGGCGGAGCUGCGCGAGCGGCUGCACCCGCUGGUGGUGUACGUGCAGCCGGGCGAGGUGCUGUACCUCCCCGCCAUGUGGCUGCACCGCGUGGCGCAGCACGCCGAUAGCAUCGACAGCAGCGAGCGCCGCGUGGCGGGUGAUGAAGCGGUGGCGCCGCUUCCACUUAUUGCGGCGGUAAAUUAUUGGUAUGACAUGAGCUUCACCAACCCCGCCGUUGUGAUGUUGCGCGAGUUUGGUCUCCUACUCUGA
Molecule: messenger RNA, 690 nt
Organism: Trypanosoma grayi
Lineage: Eukaryota; Euglenozoa; Kinetoplastea; Trypanosomatida; Trypanosomatidae
Product: transcription factor jumonji, jmjC domain-containing protein
Exons: 1
Coding region: 1-690 (229 amino acids)
Molecular function (GO): 2-oxoglutarate-dependent dioxygenase activity
Source: RefSeq, a predicted model, not a curated record